This is a messenger RNA of Alligator sinensis (Chinese alligator), 2084 nucleotides long. It is a transcript of the gene ADAD1, whose product is annotated as adenosine deaminase domain containing 1. Gene Ontology annotation, molecular function: double-stranded RNA binding; double-stranded RNA adenosine deaminase activity; tRNA-specific adenosine deaminase activity. Bases 50 to 1813 code for a protein of 587 amino acids. Lineage: Eukaryota; Metazoa; Chordata; Crocodylia; Alligatoridae. The record is from RefSeq and is a predicted model, not a curated record. Gene Ontology annotation, biological process: adenosine to inosine editing; RNA processing. Gene Ontology annotation, cellular component: cytoplasm; nucleolus. The transcript has 11 exons.
GGCUUUCGCGGGCGGUGGUAACGUUAGCUGGCCGUUGGCGCGCGGCGCGAUGGGCAGCAGCGGCGGCGAUGCGUGGCCGCGCGGAUCGGGCGUGCCCAGCUUCGCCCAGAUGCUGAAGAGGAACCUGCCUGGGCCGCCGUCCUCGCGCCUGCCAGCUCCGGCGCUGGGGUUGGGGCUGGGGACGGGCCCGGGCCUGCUGUGGGCGCCGCUGGAGCCCGAGGCCAAUCUGGCCUCCCGCGUGACGCCGCUCACAGGUCAAAUUCAAGAAAACCUGUACUUCAAAGGAGCCCAGCCAGCUCCAAACACAUUGCUCCCUCCAAAGAAAAUACCAAAGGAGUUUAUUGUAAAAUAUAAACGUGGAGAGAUAAAUCCAGUGUCUGCCUUGCAUCAGUUUGCGCAAAUGCAGCGUGUACAGCUUGAUCUGAAGGAAACUGUGGCAACAGGCAAUAUCUUGGGGAGUUACUUUGCUUUUUGUGCUGUGAUAGAUGGGGUUCAGUAUAAGACUGGCUUAGGGCAAAGCAAAAAGGAAUCCAAAUCAAAUGCAGCAAAACUGGCUCUUGAUGAACUAUUGCAGUUGGAGGACACAGAACCAAAGGUUCUUGACAACUCAGGUCCUCCCCGGAUUCCUGCAGAACCCAGAGUUUCGUCAGGACCUACUUGCGUUGCAGAGUUUCAUUAUGAGGGAAGGCAUCUGGUUUAUGAAAAAAUUUCACAAGCAGUCAAGCAAGCAUUUAACAGUCUGAUUGCCAAAUACCCUGUGUUUCAGAGUUGUAGCAGUUCACUGGCUGCUUUCAUAAUUGAAAAAGCUGGUCAGCCUGAAGUUGUAGCUAUAGGAACAGGGGAAUACAAUUACAGUCAGUGUUUUCAUCCUGAUGGGAGAGUUUUGCAUGAUAGUCAUGCUAUUGUUACUGCAAGACGCUCACUGCUUAGGUAUUUUUAUAGGCAUCUUUUGCUCUUCUACAGUAAAAAUACUGCUUUGACAGAAAAAUCUGUGUUUUGUAUGGAACCAGCAUCAAGUCUGCUUACUCUAAAACAAAAUAUAAAUAUUUUCCUCUACUUAAAUCAGUUGCCAAAAGGAUCUGCUCAGAUAAAGUCACAGCUACGUCUCAAUCCAAAUUCUAUAUCUGCAUUUGAAGCAAAUGAAGAAUUGAGUCUCCAUGUUGCUGUAGAAGGCAAGAUUUACCUAACAUUUUAUUGCCCCAGUGAAGUUGCUCACAGAGUGAACAGCAUGUCAGCCAGUGACAAACUAACAAAAUGGGAAGUUCUCGGUGUCCAGGGAGCGUUGCUGAGUCACUUCAUUCAGCCAGUUUAUCUUAGUGGCAUACUUGUUGGAGAUGGAAACUGCAGUAAUACAAGAGGACUAGAAAUAGCUGUAAAACAGCGCGUUGAUGAUGCACUCACUUCAGAGCUUCCCAUGUUUUAUUUGGUCAACAGACCUCAUAUUAGUUUGGUUACUGCUACGCACCCAGUUGAGGUAGAUGUGGAAAACAGGUGUCUCAGUGUGAACUGGUCACAAGGGGACACUUCGUUGGAAAUUGUGGAUGGGUUAAGUGGAAAGAUCACUGAAAGUUCACCAUUCAAAAGUGGUGCUUCAAUGGCAAGUCGUCUUUGCAAGGCUGCAAUGUUAAGUCGUUUUCAUCUGCUCUCUAAGGAAGCAAAACGAGAUGACUUGCUUGGUAUUUGUACAUAUGAAGCAAAGAUUAAGUCUGCAUCCUACCAAGAAGCUAAAAAAUUGCUGAAAACCUACUUGGAGCAGCAUGGUUAUGGAUCCUGGAUUGUGAAAUCUCCACGCAUUGAACAGUUCACCAUGUGACUACUAAGCUGAAUGUAUUGUGUUUUAUUAUUACUUCAAUAAAAUUUAAUUUUUGGUGAGUAAAAUAUUCAAGCUUUGGUAAUUUUAAUUUUUUCAGUUGGUGCCACUGUCAGCAGUAACAAGCAAAUUGAAUUUAACAAUUUAAGUAACAACAAAUUAAAUUUUUCAGUUUAAGCGCAGAUCUUAAACUGCCUUUUGUAACAAUUCAGUCCGAUUGAAAAAUGCCAGUCUCUUUUCACAAGAGUAGUUAUUAACAUCUUAAUAAUCUUAU